This is a messenger RNA of Zea mays, 6031 nucleotides long. Its product is annotated as transposon Ty3-G Gag-Pol polyprotein. The coding region runs from base 1552 to 5919 and encodes 1455 amino acids. NCBI's taxonomy places the organism in Eukaryota, Viridiplantae, Streptophyta, Magnoliopsida, Poales, Poaceae. The record is from RefSeq and is a predicted model, not a curated record. Gene Ontology annotation, biological process: DNA integration. Gene Ontology annotation, molecular function: nucleic acid binding. The transcript has 2 exons.
AUGUGAAAUUGACAUUGGCAGUUUUUGCGCCAUUGUUCAAAGUUCUCUGUUUGGUUGAUGGAGAUGUGAAGCCAUCCAUGGGCUUUGUAUAUGGAGAAAUAUUGAAGGCAAAGAGACAUGUCAAAGAGGCCCUUGGCAAUGUUGAGAACCGUUUCAAGGAUGUUGUUGCUGUUAUUGACAAGAAGAUGGCUGGAAGACUUGAUUCUCCAUUGCAUUUGACAGCUUAUUUGCUGAAUCCACACUACAGUUAUGCUGAACCAUCAAUCUUUGAUGUUCCCAAAAUAACAGAAGGUUUUAUCAAUUGUGUGGAGACUUUUUAUUAUCAUGACGACGAAAUGCAAGAACAAGCAGCCAACAUCGAACUGCAGAAGUUUCAGAAUAGAGAAGGUCCAUUUAGCAAGAAGCUUGCAAGGACUUUUGAAAACUUUGAUUAUAAUCCAGGUAACAGUUGUUUGUAAAUAGAGAGGUUUUUUAUUUCAGCAUUGUAACAAGCAAUCUGUUAUACUACUAACUAAUAGAGAGGUAUUUUAUUUCAGCAUCAUGGUGGCGGCUUUAUGGAACUGAAACACCAGCUCUACAGAAGAUGGCUACCAAGAUCCUAUCUUUAACAGCAAGUUCUUCUGGUUGUGAAAGAAAUUGGAGUGGGUUUGAUGGGGUGCACACUAAGAAGAGAAAUAGGCUUACUACAGACCGCCUCAACAAGUUGGUCUACAUUCAGUUCAACAACAGGCUAAUUAAUAAGAGAGCAAAGAUCAAGUCCAAGAAAAUUACUGAUGUUCUCUUGUCUAGUGGUACAACUGAGGCUCAAGGUUUCCUCCAAGAGAAUGGAGAUGAUUGUGCAUUAGUCUCCUUUAGAGAUGACGAAGACGAGGAAGAAGUCAUGGAAGGUACAGGGAUACCUUGGUCUGUGCUUGGAGAUGCAGUGGGAGCAGAAGAACAACUAGAGCUGCGUAGAAGUGCAAGGGUGAGUGUCAUGUACGGGCGCUCGUACGCCAGGCAGCGUCGCGCCCGUGACAGGCGCCGCGCACAGGAGCGCGCAGGGCGCGCAGAUCUGGGAGAUCAGCAGGAGCUUAUGGAAAGCAGUGGCUAGAAAGGAAAAUAGAAGUAUGGAAAGUAGAGGGAAGGAAAGGAGAGAUUGAUGAGUGAUUGAUUAGUAGAAGAAUGGAAAGUAGAGGGAAGGAAAGGAGUGAUUGAUUAGUGAUUGAUUAGUGUUACCAUGUUUAGGCUUGCCUAAAAUAACAGCAGGCCGAUGGCUAUAUAUGCGGCACAGGGAGACAGGAAUAAAGGCAGCAAACAAGUUAUCUCUUCUCCACCUCUCUCUACCAACUAAGCCUACGGCUGUGGGGAAUAACCACGCCGGAGAAGACGACGAACCGCGGCUACGACCUUCGUAGCCGAGGGCCCCCUGCUCUAGACGCCCAGGCCCUUGACAACCUGGUAUCACGAGUCAGGCGAUCUUCGUCCUCUCGAUCCCACACCUCCGAUCCGUCCCUUGACGUCACCCAACUACCACCCAGCCCUCCACCAUCACCGCCGUCGCCCUCCUCCAUUAUGACCACCAAAACCAUCGAUGAUUUGGCUAUGAUAAUCGAGAAGCUCGUGGGUACGAUAUCUGUCCUCCAAAAUGACGUCGAGUCAUUGAAGAAGGACAAGGCGCCCUCCUCCUCGCCGUCCGGCAGCGGCGGCCACGACGGCCAGCACCACAUCGACCGACCACCAAGGUUCCAAAAAAUCGACUUCCCGCGUUUUGACGGCAAGUCGGACCCCAUGCUCUUCGUCAACCGCUGUGAGUCCUACUUUCAUCAGCAGCGGAUCAUGGAGGAGGAGAAGGUUUGGAUGGCGUCUUACCACCUCGAGGGCGUGGCCCAGUCGUGGUACCUCCAGCUACAGACGGAUGAGGGGACUCCGCGCUGGCACCGCUUCAAGGACAUCCUCCAGUUACGCUUCGGGCCUCCCCUACGCUCGGCGCCGCUGUUCGAACUCGCUGAGUGUAGGCGUGCAGGCACUGUGGAGGAGUACCAGAACCGCUUCCAGGAGCUACUACCGCGCGCCGGACCACUGGAGGAACGCCAGCGCGUGCAACUCUUCACGGGCGGGCUGUUGCCACCGCUCAGCCAUGCGGUGCGCAUCCACAACCCCCAGUCGCUCGCGGCGGCUAUGAGCCUCGCGCGGCAAGUGGAGCUGAUGGAACUCGACAGGGCCCCAACGCCGGCCCAUAUCAUGCCAGCCGCACGCGGCAUCCUGCCUCCGCCGCCGAAACCGGCGCCUAUGGCGCUUCCGACGCCCCACGUCCCUUUGGCGCUCCCGGCACCACCGGCGGGCGCGGAUCCGGGCCGUGGCGAGGGCAGAAGGCUCAGCACUGAGGAGAUGGCCGAACGUCGUCGCCUCGGAUUAUGUUUCAAUUGCAAUGACAAGUAUUCCAGGGGUCACAACAGGUUCUGCAAGCGCAUCUUCUUCGUCGACGGCGUCGAGAUCAUGGACGAAGACGACACCGACCAACCCGACGGCCCCGACGCUGAGGCGCCGUGCUUCUCGUUGCAGGCCGUCUCAGGCUGUCCCGUGGCCGACACCAUGCAGGUCGCCGUCAUGUUAGGAGCCACCCCGCUCGUCGCCCUCCUCGACUCGGGCAGCACGCACAAUUUCAUAUCCGAAGCAGCGGCGCGGCGUUCCGGCCUUCCCCAACAACAGCGCCCGCGCCUUUCGGCCAUGGUGGCCAACGGCGAGCGCAUCACUUGUGUGGGCGUCAUCCGCAACGCGCCCCUCACCGUCGGUGGCGACGCGUUCCCGGCUGAUCUCUUCGUCAUGCCGUUGGCCGGGUACGAUGUCGUCCUCGGCACUCGCUGGUUGGGCGCGCUGGGGCCCAUCGUGUGGGAUCUCGCAUGCAGGCGCAUGUCGUUCCAGCACCACGACCGCACAGUCUGCUGGAACGGCGUGCCCACGUCCUCGACGCCGGUGCUGGGCGCCACCACCACGGCCGAGCCUCUGCUCGCGGCUCUCCUGGACACCUUCGCGCCCGUCUUCGCAGAGCCGGCCGGUCUGCCCCCGUUGCGCGCCCAUGACCACCGCAUCAUCCUCAAGCAGGGCGCGCAGCCGGUGGCAGUCCGGCCUUACCGGUACCCGGCGGCACACAAAGACGAGUUGGAACGCCAGUGCGCCGCCAUGAUCGAGCAGGGGAUUGUUCGUCGCAGCGAUUCACCAUUCUCGUCGCCGGUCCUCCUCGUGAAGAAGCCCGACGGGUCAUGGCGGUUCUGCGUCGACUACCGCGCGCUAAACGCGGUCACCAUCAAGGACGCCUUCCCGAUCCCGGUGGUCGACGAGCUGCUGGACGAGCUUCAUGGUGCCCGGUUCUUCUCCAAGCUGGACCUGCGUUCCGGGUACCACCAGGUGCGCAUGAGGCCGGAAGAUGUGCACAAAACGGCAUUUCGUACCCACGACGGCCUGUACGAGUUCCUGGUGAUGGCGUUCGGGCUUUGCAACGCACCGGCAACAUUCCAAGCCCUCAUGAACGAUGUGCUCCGUCCCUUCCUGCGCCGGUUUGUCCUUGUUUUCUUUGAUGAUAUCCUGAUAUAUAGCAAGAAUUGGGAGGAGCACCUGCACCACCUCAGGAUGGUCCUCGAGGAACUACAACGCCACCAACUCUUCGUCAAGCGCUCCAAAUGCGCCUUCGGAGCCCCGUCCGUCGCCUACCUUGGUCAUGUGAUCUCGGCGGCGGGCGUGGCCAUGGACCCGACAAAGGUGCAGGCCAUCUUCGACUGGCCGGUGCCGCGCUCGGCUCGAGCGGUGCGCGGGUUUCUUGGCCUGGCGGGCUACUACCGCAAGUUUGUGCCCAACUACGGCACGGUCGCCGCACCGCUCACGGCCCUCCUCAAGAAAGACGGCUUCACCUGGGACGACAAGGCAGCGGCGGCUUUCGGCGCCCUCAAGGCCGCCGUCACCUCGGCACCGAUCCUCACCAUGCCUGACUUCACAAAGACCUUCGUGGUUGAGUGUGAUGCGUCGUCACACGGGUUUGGCGCCGUGCUCACCCAAGAGGGACAUCCGGUGGCAUUCUUCAGCCGUCCCAUCGCCCCUCGUCACCAGGCGUUGGCGGCCUACGAGCGCGAGCUCAUCGGCCUAGUCCAGGCGGUCCGGCACUGGCGGCCGUACCUCUGGGGGCGGUGCUUCGUCGUCAAGACAGACCACUAUAGCCUCAAAUACCUCCUCGACCAGCGCCUCUCCACAAUACCCCAACACCACUGGGUCGGGAAGCUGUUGGGCUUUACUUUCACUGUGGAGUACAGGUCGGGUGCCACGAACGUCGUGGCGGAUGCUCUGUCCCGCCGCGACACGGAGGAGAGCGUGCUGCUGGCGAUCUCCGCGCCCCGCUUCGAUUUCAUCGCACGCCUUCGUCAGGCCCAGGCCAUGGACCCGGCUCUAACAGCCAUCCAUGAAGGAGUCGGCGCUGGCACCCGCGAUGCACCGUGGGCGGUGGCUGACGGCAUGGUCACCUAUGAUGGGCGCCUGUACAUUCCACCGACGUCGCCCCUGCUGCAGGAGAUUGUGGCUGCUGUGCAUGAAGAUGGGCAUGAGGGCGUCCACCGCACCCUGCACCGCCUGCGCCGGGACUUCCACUUCCCCAACAUGCGACGCCUGGUACAGGACUUCGUGCGGGCGUGUACGACGUGCCAGCGGUUCAAGUCGGAACAUCUACAUCCAGCUGGCUUGCUGCAGCCGCUGCCAGUGCCCUCGGCGGUCUGGGCGGACAUUGCAAUGGACUUCGUUGAAGCGCUACCCCGGGUGCACGGCAAGACGGUCAUCCUCUCCGUCGUCGACCGCUUCAGCAAAUACUGCCAUUUUAUCCCCCUAGCGCAUCCGUACACGGCGGAGUCUGUGGCACAGGCUUUCUUCACCGACAUCGUCCGUCUCCACGGGAUACCGCAAUCCAUCGUCUCCGACCGCGACCCGCUGUUCACCUCGUCGUUCUGGAGCGAGCUGAUGCGCCUCAUGGGCACCAAGCUCCUCAUGUCAUCAGCAUUCCACCCGCAGACGGAUGGCCAGACGGAGGCGGCCAACCGCGUCAUCGUCAUGUACCUACGCUGCCUCACGGGCGAUCGCCCUCGCCAGUGGCUUCGUUGGCUCCCCUGGGCGGAGUACGUCUACAACACGGCUUACCAGUCGUCCCUCCGCGACACCCCGUUCCGGGUGGUCUACGGCCGUGACCCGCCCUCAAUCCGCUCCUACGAGCCCGGCGACACAAGGGUGGCGGCGGUGGCACAAGAAAUGGAAGCGCGGGAAGCCUUUCUGGCUGACGUCCGCUUCCGUCUCGAGCAGGCUCAGGCGGUCCAAAAGCUGCAGUAUGAUAAGCACCACCGGGAGGUCACAUAUGAGGUUGGGGACUGGGCAUUCCUUCGCCUUCGCCAACGUGUGGCGGCGUCCCUGCCGCGAACCAUCACUGGGAAGCUCAAGCCUCGCUACGUGGGACCCUACCGCGUCACCGAGAUCAUCAAUGACGUGGCUGUUCGGCUAGAAUUGCCGACCGGCGCGCGCCUGCACGACGUGUUUCAUAUCGGCGUGCUCCGAAAGUACGUGGGCUCCCCACCCACCACACCGCCGCCUCUGCCGCCUCUUCUCAAUGGUGCGGUAGUGCCUGAGCCUGCAAGAAUAGCGGGGGCUCGCUUGUCGCGUGGCGUGCGGCAAGUCCUCGUUCACUGGAGCGGCGAACCAGCUUCAUCAGCCACCUGGGAGGAGUUCGACGACUUCCGCGCCCGAUUCCCAGCCUUCCAGCUCGAGGACGAGCUGGCCUUCGACGAGGGGAGAGAUGUCAUGUACGGGCGCUCGUACGCCAGGCAGCGUCGCGCCCGUGACAGGCGCCGCGCACAGGAGCGCGCAGGGCGCGCAGAUCUGGGAGAUCAGCAGGAGCUUAUGGAAAGCAGUGGCUAGAAAGGAAAAUAGAAGUAUGGAAAGUAGAGGGAAGGAAAGGAGAGAUUGAUGAGUGAUUGAUUAGUAGAAGAAUGGAAAGUAGAUGUAACACCCCUGGUGUUACUAUAACUAA